CCGGGGAGGACGGCUGCUUCCGGCGCCGUAGCUGUCGCCAUCUCCUCCGCGCCAUGGCUGCGUUCGGCCGUCAGGUCCUUGAUUGGCACCGCCUGAUCCCCCUCACCUGGGCGUGGAUGGCUAGGCAGACUCCUCAUCUUGGAGAACAGAGAAGGAUGACAGCUUCCUUGUUGCGCAAACUGAUGACAGCCUCCAAUGGAGGGGUCACUGAGGAGUUCUCUUGUGUUAGAUCCAAUAACUAUGUGCAGGAACCAGAGUGCAGGAGGGAUCGUGUUCAGUGCCUCCUUGAGAAGGAAUGGACUCCUGUGGAACAAGGGUCCUCGGAGCUAGAGAGGGUCAUCAGUUCCCUCCUGGACAUGGGUUUCAGCAAUGCCCAUAUUAAUGAAUUGCUCAGUGUACAACCAGGGGCCAGUCCUCAACAGUUGCUGGACAUCAUUUCAGAAUUUAUCCUCUUGGGUCUGAAUCCAGAGCCUGUGUAUGUGGUUUUGAAGAAAAGUCCCCAGUUAUUGAAACUGCCUAUUAUGCAAAUGAGGAAGCGCUCCAGUUACCUGCGAAAGCUUGGGCUUGGAGAAGGGAAAUUAAAGAGGGUGCUUUACUGUUGCCCUGAAAUUUUCACCAUGCAUCAGCAGGACAUUAAUGACACUGUCAGGCUUCUGAAGGAGAAGUGCCUUUUCACGGUACAGCAAGUCACCAAGAUUUUGCACAGUUGCCCCUCUGUUCUUCGAGAGGACCUGGGUCAGCUGGAAUACAAGUUUCAGUAUGCAUACUUCAGGAUGGGAAUUAAGCAUCCAGACAUUGUAAAGAGUGAGUACUUGCAGUAUUCACUAACCAAGAUUAAGCAGAGACACAUCUACCUGGAGCGACUGGGACGGUACCAAACCCCUGAUAAGAAGGGGCAGACACAGAUCCCGAACCCGUUGCUCAAGGACAUUUUCAGAGUUUCAGAAGCCGAGUUUUUGGCCAGGACAGCCUGUUCUUCUGUUGAGGAGUUUGAGGUUUUUAAGAAGCUCCUGGCUCGGGAGGAGGAGUCUGACAGCAGCACAUCUGAUGACAAAAGGGCAAGUCUGGAUGAAGAUGAGGAUGAAGAUGAUGAGGAGGACGAUGAGGCGGAGGAUGAUGAUGAGGAUGAGGAUGAGGAUGACGAGGAGGAGGAACAGCUAUGAUGGAAAGCCUAGAGCAAGGGCCCAGAGGUAUCAUGGAAGCUUUUCAUUCUCUUAAAGCUUUUGGGUCCUUUACUUGAAUCUUCUCAAGUUAUUUUUUAUUCUAAAACUGGUCUCUUGAUGAAAAAAAUUAUAAGUCACCUGAGAGGCAGACAGAUCAAACCAAACAGGAAAUGCAUGUUUGAUCUGUUGUCAGGUGUCUGUGGGGAGGGCCCUGUCCCAUCCUGAAUAAAAUACUUACUUUGAGCUAUUCAAAUCAAGGGCACUCAAUACAUCAACAUUUGGUUUUUUUUUUUUUUCUCUUUUGAAUAUGUUGGUGAUAAUUCCGUGACAGUUGGAAGAUGGGGUUCGUUCUUCUGGUUCAGGAAUCACUUUAUAUUUCCUUCUAGUGAUAAAAAUAAAAUUACGAGAAGGCAGUGUGAGGUUUUAGUACAUCAUAGCACUUUAUUUUGUGAAAACAUGUAGCAGGUUUUCCACAAAAAUACUUGUUUUUAAUCCAAAAGUAUAUUGCUUCAUAAUGGCAUUGGUGUACAGCAGAAUAAAAGGAAGUUGAUUC
Molecule: messenger RNA, 1716 nt
Organism: Piliocolobus tephrosceles (Ugandan red Colobus)
Lineage: Eukaryota; Metazoa; Chordata; Mammalia; Primates; Cercopithecidae
Gene: MTERF4
Product: mitochondrial transcription termination factor 4
Exons: 4
Coding region: 54-1163 (369 amino acids)
Biological process (GO): mitochondrial transcription; mitochondrial ribosome assembly; regulation of DNA-templated transcription
Cellular component (GO): mitochondrion
Molecular function (GO): double-stranded DNA binding
Source: RefSeq, a predicted model, not a curated record